Caenorhabditis angaria is the source of this 2338-nucleotide messenger RNA. NCBI's taxonomy places the organism in Eukaryota, Metazoa, Nematoda, Chromadorea, Rhabditida, Rhabditidae. The record is from the annotation of a GenBank genome assembly.
UUGCGUGAUUUGCUGGAAAAUGAAGUUUUUAGUGAAAAUUUGGUGAGUUUUAGUUAUGCGGCGUCCAAAAAUGAAAAAAGAGAGAAAAAAAAAAAGAAAAAACCUGUCCAAAAAUUCAAAAAAGUAGGAUUGCCAGAUUAAAGGAACACACUGCAAACAACCGUACCACCCGCGUAUCUAACUCGUGCACCUUGAACAUUUUUGUUGGGUUCCUGUCCAAUUUUUCUUUUUUUCUGUCCAAUUUCUUCUCAGAAAUCGAGUUAGAUAUGCAUGUUCUACCGUACUUCGGCAUGCGCCUUGAAUCUGGAGGGCUGCCUUUUUCGGUUUUUUGGACAGGAAAUUUCCUCUUUUUUUUUCUCCUUUUGCGUUUUUGGACGCCGCAUUAUUUUUUUUCGAAAUUAUAACCAACUGAAUCUUUUGUUGAAAAGUAGGAAAUUUCCAAGAGUAGCUUUCCAAAAAGAUUUAAAAUAUUCUCGAAAAUUCAAUUUUUGCUCGAAUUUCCGCCUGUUACCAAUUUUUGAGAAACUGUCAAAAAUUUACAUUUUUCCGAAUUUUCAGCUUUUUUCUAAUCAAAAUUUCAAAGAUAUUCUGGAAUUUUAAGCACUUAAAUUUUCUACUUUUUGUCAAAUUCCCAUUCCAAACUUUUCACAAAACAAUGUCGAAAUAUUCAAAGUUCCCGUUUUACUUCUAGAAUUGCUGCACAAUCUCAUUUUUCCCAAAAUUUGAUACUUGUAAGUCUCAAUUUUUUGCUCCCCCUUUUCAAAAAAAUCUAUAUUUCUUAUUUUCCAACCCAGUAACCCAUUAUUAAAAUGGCUUCUCUCAAAAUCCAUUUUAAUGUGAUGUUCCAGUCAGAAACCUCUCGUGCUCUCUCCAAAUAAUAUACCCUACAAUUUUCAGCACAUUUAAUCCGAUUUCAAAAAGAGAACGUGCGCUUUAGAAAAAUGCAUUUGUUGUGGAAAAAAAUGUGUCAGCAUUGAGUGUGUGUUGACGCGCAUUUUGUAGCUGCUGUUUGUUUUUUUUUUGGUUGUUGCUUUUGUUUUGUUUUUUGUAUUUUUGCAUGAAUAACACUUUUAUGAAUCAUAAUAUUUUUUCAAAGAAGUUUUUUUUCUUUUUUGAAAAUCAGCUGAUUUUUUCAGAUGAGAUCUUCAAACAUGUUCAAUAGAAGAGAUAAUAGUUAUGAUGAAAAUAGCGAAAAAGUUCCAGUAGAAGAGUUGUCAUUAUCUUUCAAAUCAAUUCCACCAUCUGAUCACAGUAUGUCACCAUUUGAAUUGAGUGCUUUUGAUGAUUUGUCGACAACUUUAAUUGUGGAUGCUGUUCUCGAAUUUCCGACACAUAAAAUGUUUCAGAGGUUUGCAUUUUGUUUUUUUAUUAUUGUUUAUAGCAAAAUUUAAAGCGUAUUUUUUUUUUUUUUUCUCAAUAUGAAAACAAGCUUGAAAUUUUUUGGCGAAAUAAACCUUAACAAUUUAUUCCAUAUAAUUAAAUUGCUAAAAAUUAUUAAAAAUCAAAACAUUUCUUCUCAUUUCAGACGACGAUAUGUAAAACAAGACGAGAGAUCGACUGCUCGACAAAUUAUGCGAAAAUUUCAGGAUGAACAGGAUUUUUCCUGCGCAAUUGCUGGAUUUUUAAAUUUAAGAAGUGUAAAGACAUAUUUGGAGAAUAUGAAUCAGACGAAAAUUGUGGAAUUCAGAGAUCAUGUGAGUUUUGAAAUUAUGUGUAAAAAAACGUCAAAAUGUUCAAUUUUUGCAGAUAGUCCGAUUUUUGAACAUGUUCUGUUCACUUUCCGGUUUCACAAUUCAACCAUGUCACAGAUAUUCAGCCGAAAAUAACACGGGCGCUAAAUUAGUUGCAACUCGUCAUUGGUCUCGCGGCGAUCGAAUCGAAAGACUUUGUGGUGUUAUUUGUGCGAUGAAUGAAGAAGAAGAAAAUGCGAUUUUGACAAGUGGAGUCAAUGAUUUUUCGGUGAUGUAUAGUACAAGAAAACGAUGUGCACAAUUAUGGUUGGGACCUGGAGCUUAUAUUAAUCAUGAUUGUAAACCGACUUGUGAAUUUGUAUCCCAUAAUUCGACAGCGCAUAUUAGAGUGAGUUUUGGAGCAGAUAUAUGUUUUAUUCCAAAAUUUCAAUUUUCUGCAGGUUCUCCGUGAUAUGAAACCAGGCGACGAAAUAACAUGUUUCUACGGAGACGAAUUUUUUGGCGACAAUAACGAGCGUUGCGAAUGUCCGACCUGCGAAAAAUAUUGCCGUGGCGCAUUUUCGUCGCUCAAAAAAUCGCCAGAUCCCUCGAUUGUGUCGCUAGACGACGCAAAACCUGGAAAAUAUACACUCCGCGAGCGGAUCUAA